AUGUGUGGGAGAUAUGCACUUGGCGUGCGCUUAGCAUUCAUCCAGCAGCAGCUCCAGGAGCGAGGAAUGCAAGUAGAUGAAGCUCCAGAUGAUGAUGAAGUUCGCGAAACGUAUAAUUUUGCGCCGGGUAACAUUGGCGUGGUCUACCGUGCUGAAGCUCCUGACGCCAAAGAAUCCUCUGAGCAAGGCACCGAUGCGCACGAUAAGCCGCAGGGCAACACCCCCAAAGAUGAAGAACAGCCUAGCUCUCAGAACGAGGGGACUACAUGCCAAUCGCAUCCCAAAUACAAGCUUCAGGGUAUGAAGUGGGGUCUGAUUCCUUUCUGGACUAAGCGUCAGCCGGAUUACGGGUCCAUGAUGCGCACCAUCAAUUGUCGAGAUGAUUCCCUUGUGGAGAAUCGGGGAAUGUGGACAACGAUGAAACAACGCAAAAGAUGUCUCGUCAUAUGUCAGGGCUUCUAUGAAUGGCUGAAGAAGGGGCCCGGUGGUAAAGAGAAAGUUCCGCAUUUCGUCCGACGGAAGGACGGGGAUUUGAUGUGUUUUGCUGGGCUAUGGGACUGUGUCCAAUACGAAGGAUCUGACAAUAAGCUCUACACCUAUACGGUAAUCACCACAUCAUCAAACUCCUACUUGAAUUUCCUACAUGACCGAAUGCCCGUGAUACUGGAUUACGGAAGUGAUGAAAUGCGAACAUGGCUCGAUCCAGACCGGAAAACAUGGUCGAGCGAAUUACAGUGCAUCCUCAAGCCCUACCAGGGCGACCUCGAAUGCUACCCCGUUUCAAAGGACGUGGGUAAAGUCGGCAACAACUCUCCCGAUUUUAUCAUCCCGGUCGAUAGCAAAGAAAAUAAGAGCAAUAUCGCUAAUUUCUUCGCCAAUGCCAAGGCCAAGUCGGCUUCACCGAAGAAAGAGACAGAUACCAAGGUUCAUGAGGGAACACCAGAGCUAGAGAAUGCCCCACGAGGUGUCAAAAGAGAACACUCUCCCGAAAAGCCUAUCCCAGAUGAUGGGGACGAAGCCAAAAGCAAGAAGAUUCAUCAAGAUCAUGUCGGAAUCUCACCGCAGAAGGGCAGAUCAAGGAGUGCUACCCACAAUACGCCAUGGAGAAAGUCCAGCGGGUCGAAACCCACAGAUGGAUCGCAACGCAUAACGAGCUUUUUCAAGAAGUAA
This is a messenger RNA of Penicillium oxalicum, 1170 nucleotides long. Its product is annotated as SOS response-associated peptidase. NCBI's taxonomy places the organism in Eukaryota, Fungi, Ascomycota, Eurotiomycetes, Eurotiales, Aspergillaceae. The transcript has 3 exons. Gene Ontology annotation, biological process: DNA damage response. Bases 1 to 1170 code for a protein of 389 amino acids. The record is from RefSeq and is a predicted model, not a curated record. Gene Ontology annotation, molecular function: single-stranded DNA binding.